Molecule: messenger RNA, 684 nt
Organism: Lachancea dasiensis
Lineage: Eukaryota; Fungi; Ascomycota; Saccharomycetes; Saccharomycetales; Saccharomycetaceae
Source: the annotation of a GenBank genome assembly
AUGACCCAGCAAGACUUGAAACAUGUUCCAGAAUCGAUCAGAAUGGUGCUGAUCGGGCCACCAGGUGCCGGUAAAGGUACUCAAGCCCCUAACUUGAAGGAGCGUUUCUGCGCCUGUCAUUUGGCCACUGGUGACAUGUUGAGAUCACAAGUCGCCAAGAAAACCAAGCUCGGUUUGGAGGCCAAGAAGAUUAUGGAUCAAGGAGGUUUGGUUUCUGACGAAAUCAUGGUCAACAUGAUCAAGCACGAAUUGUCGACCAACCCAGAAUGUUCCUCUGGUUUCAUCUUGGAUGGUUUCCCAAGAACAAUCCCACAGGCUGAAAAAUUGGAUCAGAUGUUGGUUGCUCAAAACAGACCAUUGGAGAAGGCCGUCGAGCUGAAGAUCGACGAUGAAUUGUUGGUCUCUAGAAUCACCGGAAGACUGGUUCAUCCAAGCUCUGGUAGAUCUUACCACAAAGUUUUCAACCCUCCAAAGGUGUCCAUGAAGGACGAUGUGACCGGCGAGGAUUUGGUUCAAAGAUCCGAUGAUAACGCAGACGCUUUGAAGAAGAGAUUAGGUGCCUACCACGAACAAACCGAGCCUAUUGUUAGCUUCUAUAAGAAGACUGGUAUCUGGUCCGGUGUUGACGCUUCUCAACCACCCAAGACUGUUUGGUCUGAUAUUUUGAAAUGUUUGGGUAAAUAA